GCUCGUGUGUUUUGGUGAGACUGCAGCCGCUGACAGCUCGUGCAGCCCUGCCAGGGUUUCAUCUGCCCUCAGGCUCUUUGUUUUGGGGCUGGAGUUUAAGACGAGGCAGCGAGUGCAACAUCCCAACCCAUGACCAUGUGUCUCUGCCUCUGCUCUGCAGUCCGGCGCCAGCUGAAGAGUGAUGCAUUCAGGGCCACACACAACAGGCAUCACCCCACAGAGAUGGCAGGCGGGUCCAGCACCCCGGGGCAUGCUGAGCACCGGCCUACUGCAGGGCUUCAUCCAAAGAGCCAGGCCUCCCUCCUUCUGCCUCCUGCUCCCCAGGGUCCACGCAGCUGAUGUGGCUGCUGCCCAGCCGCCACAGAUGCUCUCCUCCUCCUCCUCCUCCUCAACCAGCCCUGCUCCUGCACCCAGCCCAUCUUCACGCUCUGUGCCAAGCAACUUGGGCAAGCCAGAAUUCCCAGACACAGGAUGGGAUCGAAUCAAGGACCUCUUUGACAGAGACGUGACACAGUCGUACCCGGAGGAGCUGACCAACGUGAUAAAGAGCGGCGUGGUGGCCGGAUUUGCAGGCUUGAUCUACGGGGGCCUGCCUGCUGCACGCCACGCCAGGCAGCGGUACAUCCAAAUCAGCCAGGCGGAAAUCUAUACUGGUCGAGUGGAAGCAGUGCGCUCGGCCCAUAACGCCGCUAUCCGUGGUUUUGUGAGAUAUGGGUGGAGGUGGAGCUGGAGGGUGGCUGCGUUCGUCACCUUGUUCAAUUCCGUCAGCACGGGGCUGUCUGUGUACCGAGACAAAUACACGCUCAGUCAUUACGCUGCAGCUGGAGCUGUCACUGGAGGCCUCUUCAGACUGAACCUGGGCCUGGGUGGGCUGGUGGCGGGGACGAUCAUCGGAGCCGCGCUGGGGAUUCCCACUGGGGCUCUGAUCACCAGCAUGCAGUCUCUGGCUGAAGAAACUGUGCGAGAGAGGAGGAGGAGAGAGCGCAGGGAACUUUACGAUCUCAGACUGGCAGAAUGGGCCGCCCGUCUGCAGCUGACGGACGAUCUGAUUGGAGAUCUGAAGGUCAGCUGCCAGGCAGAGGAAACCAACAAGGACAUGCAGAGGAUUCAGGAGCUGCUCAGUUCAUCGCAGAACAAGGACGAGGCUCAGGACUCAAGCAGCCAAUGACAGGAGCCACCUGAGCUCUGCAGGAUGUCGAGGUAGGACUAGAUCCAACUCUGAGGAUAAACGGGUCACUGCUUCCUCUGGACUCCGUCACUCACCGGUGCUCCAGCAGAACGGAAACGGAUUCACACUGAAUUGAAGACACUGCUGCUCGUCACAAAUCAACUGUCAAGGGUCCUCGAUCAAUGAGCUGCUCAGUAAAACACAGAAACAGUUUCACAUUCUGUCACAUUGACACACAUCUUGUUUUACUGUCUGUUCGUCUGUAGAUUAAGUUUCCUCUGGUUUUGCUUCCAGAAAACUGAGCAUGUUCUUCUCAUUAAACGAUUAUUGAGGCAACUCUGUCCCAGUGUGCUUCACUCACACUGUCCUCACCUGUACAGCUGCGUCCAGACAAACACUGAACCUCUGCACAUUCUCUGGAGAGGCUGCAUGUGGGAACGCAAGUGUCCCAGUGAGAUACUCCGAGCUUUGUGAUCUCCACAGCAGGAUGAAUACGUCACGUCCUGCUUCUGUCUGCAGCUCCACCCCCUCGCCUGGACGCUCCGGAGAUUUCUAUAUUGUUGUGAAUGUGUCUGUGCCGAGAAAUUCCCAUGAUGCCUUGUUCAUUUGUAAAACUCCAGAGAAAGUCCGGAACCAAUUCUGCGGACGUCCUCCGGAGUUCAUGUCUGAAAACGGCUCAUGUGGAACAAUAACUGAGACGUAUCAUGUUUCUGUUUUUUUCGAUACCAUCCAUUUCCAAACCUCGUCUGUUUAGAAAAUGGCGUCUUUCUUUCCCUCUUGUCCGUUAAUGUGUAUUUUGCUUUAUGACUUUGCCUCUCGGGCUUUUCAGUAACUAGGUCAAACAAAGCCGUGGCCCCUGGUGUAAACAAGAUGUGACACAGCAACAGCUGCGACCUCGGCUGCAGCAGCCACCGCUGACGUGCAGAUGGACGGCCAAUAGAAAGGCACGGAGGAAAAUGUGGCGCCGCAGAGCUCAGCUUGUUCAGUGAUUACUUCAGGUAAUCAAAGUGGAUGUUUCCCCCUGAAGUUUGACUUUGAGUUGUGAGCUGCUGCAAGUCGACACUGGAGCUGAGACGUGCAAUCACGUUGUAACUGUUGCUGAGCGUGUCCCUGCAUGUGUGAGUUGUGAAAACGUUCUGUGUCUGGAUGACAUUUAUAAAACUGAAACCAUAAAAAGAGAACAGUGAUCGCACACA
Messenger RNA from Paralichthys olivaceus (Japanese flounder), 2364 nucleotides. Lineage: Eukaryota; Metazoa; Chordata; Actinopteri; Pleuronectiformes; Paralichthyidae. The record is from RefSeq and is a predicted model, not a curated record.